This is a messenger RNA of Puma concolor (puma), 2943 nucleotides long. Lineage: Eukaryota; Metazoa; Chordata; Mammalia; Carnivora; Felidae. The record is from RefSeq and is a predicted model, not a curated record.
AUGCGUUGGGGGCUGCACCCGCGCGGGCCGGGGGCGGCGGCUCUGGCCACGGCCCGAAAUCUGUGGGUGCCGCCCCAUCUUCGUUGUCACCCGGGAUGGCGAGGGACGACGAGGAGGCUUUUGGUGCGGCCAGUCACCGGGGCCAGUAACCAGCUGCAGAACUCGAGUAAUGGCAGAUAUCGGGACACAGUGCUGCUGCCGCAGACCAGCUUCCCCAUGAAGCUGCUGGGCCGCCAGCAGCCCGACACGGAGCUGGAGAUCCAGCAGAAAUGUGGAUUUUCAGAACUUUAUUCAUGGCAAAGAGAAAGAAAAGUAAAGACAGAAUUUUGUCUUCAUGAUGGACCUCCUUAUGCAAAUGGUGACCCACAUGUUGGACACGCUUUAAAUAAGAUUUUGAAGGAUAUAGCCAAUCGAUACCAUAUGAUGAGAGGUUCCAAAAUACAUUUUGUGCCAGGCUGGGAUUGUCAUGGGUUACCCAUUGAAAUAAAAGUAUUGUCAGAACUUGGUGGAAAAGCUCAGAAUCUUUCAGCUGUAGAAAUUAGAGAAAAAGCUAGAUCAUUUGCUGAAGCAGCAAUUGAGAAACAGAGAUCAGCAUUUAUUCGUUGGGGAAUAAUGGCGGAUUGGAAUAAUUGCUACUAUACAUUUGAUGGAAAAUAUGAGGCCAAACAGUUGAGACUUUUCUACCAAAUGUAUGAGAAGGGCUUGAUUUAUCGAUCUUACAAACCUGUGUUUUGGUCUCCUUCAUCAAGGACUGCAUUGGCUGAAGCAGAACUUGAGUAUAAUCCUGAACAUGUCAGUCGCUCAAUAUAUGUAAAAUUCCCUCUCUUGAAACCUUCUCCCAAGUUGGUAUCUCUCAUAGAUGGUUCAUCUCCUGUUAGUUUUUUAGUCUGGACCACCCAGCCUUGGACAAUUCCUGCCAAUCAAGCUGUUUGUUAUAUGCCAGACUCAAAGUAUGCUGUUGUGAAAUGUUCCAAAUCUGGGGACCUGUACAUACUUGCUGCAGAUAAAGUAACAUCCAUUGCUUCUGUUUUGGAAACAACACUUGAAGUUAUUUCAACAUUUUCAGGUGUAGAUUUGGAAAAUGGUACUUGUACUCAUCCUUUAAUUCCUGGUAAAGCCUCUCCUCUUUUACCUGCAAAUCAUGUGACCAUGACAAAAGGAACAGGGUUGGUUCACACAGCCCCAGCCCAUGGUAUGGAAGAUUACAGUGUAGCUUCUCAACACAACCUGUCCACGAUGCUUCAGGCUUCAAAACAUUUGUUGAAAGAGGAGAAAUUGGUACACAGCUAUCCCUAUGACUGGAGGACUAAGAAACCAGUGGUUAUUCGUGCCAGCAAGCAGUGGUUUGUAAAUAUCACGGAUAUCAAGGCUACAGCCAAGGAAUUGUUAAAAAAAGUGAAAUUUAUUCCUGGAUCAGCACUGAAUGCCAUGGUUGAAACGAUGGACAGACGGCCGUAUUGGUGUAUAUCAAGGCAAAGAGUUUGGGGUGUUCCAAUCCCUGUGUUUCAUCACAAGACAAAAGAUGAAUUCUUGAUCAACAGCCAAACCACAGAGCAUGUUAUUAAACUAGUGGAACAACAUGGCAGCGAUGUCUGGUGGACUCAUCCCCCUGAGCAGCUUCUUCCUCAGGAAGUCUUAUCGCAGGUCGGUGGUCCUGAUGCCUUGGAGUAUGUGCCUGGUCAGGAUAUCUUGGACAUCUGGUUCGAUAGUGGAACUUCAUGGUCUUGUGUUCUUCCAGGUACUGACCAAAGAGCAGAUUUGUACUUGGAAGGAAAAGACCAGCUUGGUGGUUGGUUUCAGUCUUCUUUAUUAACAAGUGCGGCAACAAGGAAAAAAGCACCUUUUAAGACAGUGGUUGUUCAUGGCUUUACCCUUGGAGAAAAGGGAGAAAAGAUGUCCAAGUCUCUUGGGAAUGUCAUUGAUCCUGAUGUGGUCAUCAAUGGAGGACAAGAUCAAAGCAAAGAGCCUCCCUAUGGUGCUGAUGUCCUUCGCUGGUGGGUGGCCGAGUCCAACGUCUUCACUGAAGUGACCAUUGGUCCAGCUGCACUUAAUGCUGCCAGAGAUGAUAUUAACAAGCUUAGGAAUACACUCCGCUUUCUUUUGGGAAAUGUCAGUGGUUUCAACCCAGAAACAGAUGCCAUUCCUGUUAACGAUAUGUAUGUCAUAGACCAGUAUAUGCUACACUUACUGCAGGAUUUAGCAAACAAGAUUACCGAUUCAUACAAACAGUAUGAUUUUGGAAAAGUUGUUCGGCUGUUACGAGCAUUUUAUACCAGAGAACUCUCCAACUUUUAUUUCAGCAUAAUCAAAGACAGGCUCUACUGUGAAAGCGCCGGCGACCCCGGACGGCGCUCCUGCCAGACCGCCCUGGCUGAAAUCUUGGACGUGAUGGUUCGUUCUUUUGCUCCCAUUCUUCCUCACCUGGCUGAGGAAGCGUUCCAGCACAUACCUUACGUCAAAGAGAAAAAGUCACUNUUUCGUACUGGGUGGAUUCGAACAAGUUCUAUCUGGAAGAAGCCAGGAUUAGAGGAAGCAAUAGAGGGCGCGUGUGCAAUGAGAGAUUCAUUUCUUGGAAGCAUCCCUGGUAAAAAUGCCGCCGAGUACCAGGUUACCAUUGUGAUAGAGCCCGGGCUGCUUUUUGAGAUAAUAGAGAUGCUACAAGCUGAGGAGACUUCCAGCACCUCUCAGUUGAAUGAAUUAAUGAUGGCUUCCCAGACGACUUUACUCCCUGAGGAACCACGAACACUAACGACAGAUGUGAUUGAGCACAAAGGGACGUUUCUGAUCAAUUUAGAAGGUGGGGAUAUUCGCGAAGAGUCUUCCUAUAAAGUAAUCGUCAUGCCGACCACCAAAGAAAAAUGCCCCCGUUGUUGGAAGUACACCGCCGACUCUUCAGACGCGCUCUGCCCCCGGUGCACGCAAGUCGUCGCUGGAAGGGCAUAG